Saccostrea echinata is the source of this 790-nucleotide messenger RNA. RefSeq lists its product as uncharacterized. The transcript is spliced from 4 exons. NCBI's taxonomy places the organism in Eukaryota, Metazoa, Mollusca, Bivalvia, Ostreida, Ostreidae. Bases 47 to 790 code for a protein of 247 amino acids. The record is from RefSeq and is a predicted model, not a curated record.
CAAAAUAUCUAAAUAUCUCGUGACGUCGUUAUAAACAGUUUUCAAUAUGGCGGCGUCCAUGUUGCAGCGGAAUAAAAAAGGUCGCUUCAAAAAGUCGUCGAAAAUUAAUGUGUUAGUCGACCAUAACUAUAUAUCUGGUCAUAUUUGUGAAGGGGACACUUGUGAAACAUGUUUUCCUGGUAUGAAAAGUUUGAUCAAUAGCAAAAAGUUUAGUGCAAACGGGUGGCGAAAUGGAAGACGGGUGAUAGAGUGGGUGUCAGUUAUAGAUGCCCUGGAAAAUUGCAGGCACUGUAAAUGCGGGCCUCUUUACCUUACUAAAAGAACCAUCAAGGGUGAGAUGAAACUUGGACUGGGCGGGUAUCUGUAUGUCCAGUGUACUUUUUGUCUGAGGCCCAACAGGAUUCCUUAUGGGAAAACGCACAGAGACGAGGAGCAUGGCAAGGGGAUGCCGAGUUUUUGUAUAAAUACAAAAAUUGGUGCAGCCAUGAUUGACAAUGUCGGUGGACCCCAGCGAAUGAACAAUCUGCUUACAACCUUAGAUUUACCAUUCAUAAAUAACAGAAGUUUGAAAACUAUGGAAAGGAGGGCUGGGCAGAUUAUUGAGAAAUAUGCCAAAGAUAACAUGAAGGAAGAAAGCAUGAUGGCCUUUGAGAAAGAAAUGAUAGCUGUUUCACAGAAAAAAGAGGGAGAUUUUAAAGAGGAGUUUACCGAUUUGGGGGUAGCAGUAAUUCCUGAUGAAUUUAUUGGGGAUGUUUCCAGAAUGCCCGAAUCAGUUUGCAAUGAAAAGUAG